GUUAUUGACACUGAACGCGACGCGACGCGACGCGACGCGAAACGCUCUCACGAAGAACGAAUAAUCCGACGCCAAGCGAUCACGACGGCGGUGGGCGCGCGCGAUGCUGCGAUGCUUCGUGCGGCGCCGUGAAAGCCGAACGUGGCCGAAGCGGCCGACGGCGCUCGAUCGAACGUCUUCGUUGACGGUGCGUUCGUGCAGUCUCAGGCCGCACUGCCGCCUUCGGACUUGUUCGUCUUUUACGAUUUUUCGUACUUUUCGCUUCGCAUCGUCACGUGAAGCCCACUAACGAUCGGAUCGUUUCGUCUCUGCGGUCGCCGCUUCGUCCGCGCCCUUUUCACAUCUGCAACACUUCCCAUGCACGAUAGUAUCGGCGCUUUUCCGCCGCACGUCGGUAAAAUCGUCGCGAUAACUAUCAGAACAUUCUUGUAACGUUCGACGUCAUUCUCGUGAUGCACAGUAUGUUUUUUCGCCACGACGAUUACAACGUCUCGUAAUCAUCGACGAGAGAUCGAGAACGCGCAUGAUUGAUCUUUCCGAGUGUUUCCGUAGAAAAUACUUUUCGCUUGAUGACAGUAUUAUUACCACUGUAUAUUUUCUUGCUAAGGAUUUCCCGACAAUUUUUCUCGCUGAUACUUCGCGUUUGGAAGGAUAAAUCCUCGGCUGAUUAAGGGAAAUCUCCCCUGAUGUCUCGGAAAAUGCAAACUCGUUUGUGAAUUUAUCACAAAUUUCCCUCAACGAGAAAGAAAAAACGGAGAGAUGCCACGUGAAGAAAUUUAGUUGAUUGAAACGAAAACUACUGCCUUGUAUUUAGAAACAAGCGUAUCUCGUGGGGAAAGAAAAACAGGGUGAAGGGGACAAUAGAGAAUUCGGUAUGAUCCGUGGUGGAAGUAAAACCCGCUCGAGAAUAUUAGGCGGGGUGGUGGAGGCAUGGAAGCCGAAGCUGGCCGACCGUCUCUUCAGAGGCUCUUCAGAGGCACCUUGCCAUCUCCGGGAAUACCCGGAUUAGAUGUCAUAAGAGCCCUGCAUCAAACGGUCGUGUCGUUGCGUUCGGCCUUGGACUCAUCGCGAGAGGAACUUCGUCGUCUACAAGAGAGCGUCGGGACUUUCUCUGGCGAGAGUUACAUUGACGCAGUCAGCCGCCUGGCCCUCGAGAAUCACGUACUCAGGCGAAGGAUCUUGAGCAGAAGCUGCGAGUUUUCCAGCGAUGCAACAACCAGUCCACCACCUCAACCCAGACGCGUUCGAUUGAUCGUUCGAGAGACCGACACAGAUCAACACUUGGAUUCUGCGAAGACCAGUAUGGACGUGUCUAAGAAAAAGGCCGCCGCUAGCGAUAUCCAGAAUACAAUCGAUCAGCCUGCCUCUGGACGCAGCAGUAGUAGCAGUAGCGGCAACGACAGUCCUGAUCCAUCAUCACACGCCAGUCGAGCCAGCAAACUUCAAACUUCAUCGAAAUCUCCCAAAAGCACGACUAGUUCGAAAAUUAUCGAGCCCGCACCUAUGAUGCUGAACGUUCCUCCAAUCGAAAAUCACAAGUCUUCGACUUCGACAACAAAUGCGAUUAAUAGCGAAGAAGAGUCGCGAGUGGAAGGAGUCUCAGGCGACACGGUUAAUGUGGAUCAUCUCGACGUCCCCGAUAAGGAUACCGAGGACUUGAGUCUAAAGUCCAUUUCUGACGGUGACAAUUCCGUGUUCAGCGACCAUGUGGAGCAAACGCAGCUGUCUCGGCAGGGUCAGCAGCAGAGUGAUCCCUCGAGAGAACGGCCGAACGAACACUCGGAGAACGAAUCGGAGGAACUGGAUGACAUCGAACUGAUAUUCACGACGGACGAGACUUGCCGCGAUCUCGGUCUGCAGGAGGACUUGGUGUCCAUUACGGAGACCGAGACCUGGCAACAGGCUAGCGCUGGUACCACCGGCCAGCCUGUUCUUCUCAAGUACACCAAAUCGACGGAGGGUGGUGAGUCGCUAGUCUGUAACGGCGAUAAAACCAGCUCCGUUGAGGAGGCCGUCUCCUCGCAGAGCUCCAGCAUCGACCGCGAGGAGAGCGUCGAUAGAUUCGACGAGAGUUCCAGUACCAGGCUCAACAAGAUGUGGUCGCAAUGUUCUGUCUUAGUCGAAACGGACAUUAGCAAGUGCGGUGUACUGGAGGACACCGAAGGCACGGCUGGAUCGUCCUUACGGCACGCCGCGAGAAGAAACACCCUGGCUGCACCACCCACAGCUUAUAGACCCAUUAUUCAUCGGGAAGCUUUGGUAGCUGGUAGUCGAAGAAAGAGCUCCGCACCAUUGCGACCGGUGAUGGACCGUAGCAGCAGCGGCGCCAGAAGAGAAUCCGGCGCCCAGACGGACAUAUCCGCGCUGCCAGCACAAUGGCGCUCUGAGAGCUAUUUGGCGCACAAGGUCGCGCAUACUUUUACGACGCUGCCGAGUAAGUUCGCGCUGCCAACGGGAGUGCCUGGCCGGCUGAGGCUGUCGGACAAGACUCGAGAAGCUAGGAGAGUCAUGUUGUCGGACAUCAGUUUCACCAGCAUGGUGCCGGAAUUGUCGAGGAGCGCGGAUCACCUAUGCCAUGAUCCACACGCUCAGACGUGCUUCAAUUCGCGCGGCUGUGGUCUCCGUACACCGGAGGCUCAUCGGCGUGAAUCUUUAGGCUCUCCCGCCGGAUAUUGGCCACGUUGCAAUCCCGCGACGGGUCUGCCGAGUCCUUGCGAUUGUCGCUUGUCGAGCGAUCUAUAUCCGUCGCGAUACCGCGGCUCCUUGUCAUCGAUACCGUCGCCAGGCCUCGAGGUGGUCGGCGGUCCUCCGCGGAGGCAUUCCUGGAGAGCGACAGCAGCAUCUUUCGAUACGUGGAGGAUGCCAGUCGCGACUUCUACGCCGCGACCCACGUGGUCCUCGAUGCCAUCAUCUCCAACACACGUACAUCCCCCAACAACCUCCUCCAGAGCCUUGAAAAAUGUACCAAAGAGGACGCGAUCUAAGGUGACCUUCCAAGAAUGUCCAAUGACGCGCGGUAGUCUACCUAACUUGCAUUCGGACUCAGUCGGUGGUGAGAACAGCGGAGAUUCCACCGAGUCGUUAAUUGACGAAGCCGAGGAUUACCUGCGACGAAGUAUCGACUCUAUGCUGACGAUAUCAAGCGCCAGCACAGACUAUUGGAACAAACAGACAGCGAAGCGAAGAAGAGCCCGUAGACACUCGGAGCCUGACUUGAUUCGCGAUUGGCAUCCUCCUCAGGAUGCUAGGCCAUACUUGCCAAAGAUACCAAGGGACCUCAAACUGGAUCAUCUCGUGAAGGUCAUAUCGCCGGAGGGUAGAGUCCUCCAAGGUCGUGUGAGGUAUAUAGGUUCUGUUCCAGGCCGGGAAGAUCCACACGUGGGCGUUGAACUGCCAUAUCGCAACGGUUCAUCCGACGGUACAUUUCAUGGCAGAAAGUUCUUCGAAUGUGAACCAAAUCGAGCGAUUUUCGUUCCAUUCAAGAAGGUGGUACUCGCCUGGUGCACUACUUGACCCGCACUCACCUCUGCGGCCACUACCCCUCGUAUUUUACUCUCCCAGUACACCAUGUAAAAGUCGAAGAAACGUAAGUCGUACUUACAAUCUCUGAUGAGAUUCAGUUGCGAUAACGUGAUUUUUCCUAAUCUCCGGCGAUUAAUUCUCUUAUUCCCACGGUGGAAUUGUCAUUACGUGUUCAAAUCGCUAAUUGCAUCUGCACCUACACUCGACAGCACGCACGUUGAAAUUUACUAAAAACCGCGCCUACAUCAUCUUUACAGUCUAUCGUAUGCCACAACGAAAAUGUAAUCAAUAUAAUAUCAAUGUAAUCAGUACACACGCAUACAUGCGCGCGCACGCGCCUACACAUACAGACAGCUCGCUCCGUUUCAUAUUUUCGGUGGAUCAUCACCACUGCCUGCGGGAAUAGUAGCGACGAGUUCCGCGACAUCGAUGUCUUGUACUGUGUCUAAUCUCCUAAAGAAUAUCUUUCUUAUAACUACGCGAGAAGUCGGCGAGGUGUUUCUCGGCAAUAACUUUGAAAAACUUGAAUCGAAUAUACCUUACUGGCUGCUAAAUGUAGACAAACACAAGCAUAUUAAUAAAACGCUCAACGAUGAAAGAUCGAUUGGGAAUGAGAGAAUUAAAUUACAACUUCACGUAUGAUUUUUCAGUUCAGUUGAAGUAAGAGAAGGAGGCGCGAGUAGAUAAAUCAGCCGCUAAUUAAUUUUCACAGCGGACAUAAUCAAAACUAUCGAUAGUUCCCGUCAAUGUUCGAAAGGCUAACUCUGGUGCGGUGAACGCUGACAUAUUUUAUUACACGGCGUAGCACACGCAUUGUGAUCGUAUUCUCACGCGAGCAAUCUCGACGAGCCGUUAACGUUUGUUCACCGCGAUAUUAUGACAUUUAGUUGUUAAGGAAUUGUCUUCCUUGUUUCCAACAAGGAACAUAUACACAAAACAAAUUGUUUUGGCUACCGCGAUUAACUGAUUAUUAUUAUUAGUCACAAAUACACACAUCGAGAGAAAAGAUGCGCGCGCGUGUCAGUCCGUUAUUAUAGAACGUCCCUUUGUCAAGAUAGAAAAUUGAUUUUUCUCGUUGAAUAUUUUACACGACAGAUUGUUUCUCUCCCUGCGUAAUACGACAGUUACUAAUAAAUAUUACUUUUUAGUCUAUCCUAGUAUACAGGAUAUCUCAGAUCACCUUCUCUCGUGAGGAUGUGGAGCGGAUUGAGGUGAACACAAAAGUCCUAUACUGUUUUGCGAUAUUCUCAAUAAUAACCGAGAAAUUAAUUGUAAAAGAUUAAAGAAAAACGCACGCUGAAUGAUUAAGGGAGGAGCGCUCGUGACCCAGUAAUAUAGCAGGCAGAUGUCAGCGCGCGGCUUACAUCGCUACGAUCUUACGUCUUGCCGCACCGUGUCGAGCCGAGAUGUAGGAGUGCAGUAAUAUAAAUAUAGGCAGUGGUGCGUUGUUUUUCCAAUCACCGCGUUCUUGACAUCCGUGCGUUAUAUUAUUAGGCCACGAGCGCUUCUCCCUCAACCAUUCAGCGUGCGUUUUUCCUUAACGUUUUACAAUUAAUUUCUCGGUUAUUAUUGAGAAUAUCGCAAAAUGGUAUGGGACUUUUGUAUUCAUCUCAAUCCGUUUUACGUCCUCACGAGAGAUUGUGAAGGUGAUCUGGAACACCCUGUAUAAAAAUAUCGUUUUAUUUUAUUUCUACAUUGGUAAUCGAACAUACAAUUUAACAGUCAAUAUCCACUGCAAAAACUUGUUCUCGACGUGUGUGUUUUUAAGCGAGACUAAAAUGAAUAGAGGAAACUGAGAUCCAACUCUCAAGACGCGCGGCCGUAACGAAUAUAGAUUCCUUAUCAAUCUAAUAAUAUCUCAUAUAUCGCGCGCGUUGCUUACGAAUUCACGAGCUUUCGAUGAACAAAUGUUUUAGUGUACGUAUGUAUAUGUAUUUUAUGUAUAUGUAUACUUAUAUCUGUACAUUUUAAAGAGACACGCGUAUAUAUAAAGUGUGGGCACUACACUUGGCUGUAUAAAGACAAAUAUUACGUAUACCCGAGGCAAUUACUUACCGUUUUAUCGAUGAAUCCGAUACGUUUGAUUUGUUCGGAGAGCAAGGAGGACCGGUCGAUGCAUCGAUUCCGCUGAAUUUCUAGAUUCAUAGAUAUUCCUAGCUGAAUGUUAACGUAAAGACAAAAAAAUAAUAAAAACAAGGAAAUUGUUGUCAGUCCCCCUCACUAUUUAUUGUAAUCGUAUAACAAGUAUCAGAAAAUAAAGAAAAUUGAAUUAUAAUGCAA
Messenger RNA from Odontomachus brunneus, 5802 nucleotides. RefSeq lists its product as uncharacterized. Bases 931 to 3513 code for a protein of 860 amino acids. The transcript has 10 exons. Lineage: Eukaryota; Metazoa; Arthropoda; Insecta; Hymenoptera; Formicidae. The record is from RefSeq and is a predicted model, not a curated record.